Aphanomyces astaci is the source of this 2144-nucleotide messenger RNA. RefSeq lists its product as hypothetical. Gene Ontology annotation, cellular component: plasma membrane. The transcript has 5 exons. NCBI's taxonomy places the organism in Eukaryota, Oomycota, Saprolegniomycetes, Saprolegniales, Verrucalvaceae. Gene Ontology annotation, biological process: regulation of monoatomic ion transmembrane transport; potassium ion import across plasma membrane. Bases 46 to 2031 code for a protein of 661 amino acids. The record is from RefSeq and is a predicted model, not a curated record. Gene Ontology annotation, molecular function: inward rectifier potassium channel activity.
CAAAUACCUAAAGUCACCUCAUGUACACUUUUCGACGUGCAGGUGAUGGGCGACUCUGCGUGGCGGAACGUGUGGCAUGGCAUCGCGGUCGCGCCUGCAUCCCGCGCCAUCUUCCCUGGCUCGUCUUCCCAGACGUCGUCGGCCCAGCAGCCCUUCUUCAACAUGCGCAGCGGCGUCCGGCCCCGCGCGCUGUACAAGGAUCUCGCGUACUUCCUCAUCAACCUGUCGUGGCCGCGGCUCGCCCUCGCGCUGGCGAUCUCGUACUUUGGCGUGAUCUUCCUCUUCGCGCUCGCGUUCUACUUCGUGUGCCAGGAAUGCAACGACCUCUUUGAUGGGUACAACCUCAGCUACCAGGCGUUCUCGACCAUCGGGUUUGGCAUCGUGUACUCGCGCGACCGCUGCGGCAACUACGUGACCAUCCUCGAGUCGUACAUGUCCAUGGUGCUGCUCCCGACCUUUGCCGGCAUCAUCUUCUCCAAGUUCUCUCUCCCCAAAGUCCAGGUCGCGUUCAGCAACGUGUGCUGUAUCCAGCCCAACUACAGCGGCAACCACGCCGCGCUCGUCGUGCGCGUCGCCAACGCCAGUUCAUCCUCCCAUCUCAACCUCGACGUGAUCAUGGACGCAUCCUUCUCCAUGGAACUCUUCUCCGUACACGGGACCUUGCUUCGCCGCCACAAACUUCCAUUGAAGCAAGCCGACUUUAUCUUUUUCCGCCUCGCCCUCGAACUCGUGCAUGUAAUCGACGCGGCCAGUCCGCUAUAUGCGACACCGUUCUCGCCCGACUGCAUGCUGCUCGUGACCUUUACAGGUGUCGACUCGAAUCGACACGCGACCAUCGUUAACCAAGUGAGCUACACCCACGACUGUAUCGCACACGGCGCCAAGUUUGUGGCCAUGCUCUCGCAUGAAGUGAACCACGUUGAAAUGGACUUUGACCGACUCAGUGACGUGGCACUCUCUGAGACGUCUGUGCUGUGGAAUGCCAUGGGCCACCGCCGACUGCUUAGCCCAGACCAAGGCAUCCAUCACGAAGGAAUGACUUGGGAAUAUGCUGCUUCUACCUCCACGGAAUCGCCUUCCCAGCCGUUCGUAGAACCCACCAUGGCCGGCUUGCUACUUAAACACUCGUCGGCACGGCAAUCGAACGUCCUGAGCGACGAUGACGGCAGCAGCUACGUCCACAUGACCGACGCCGCCGCCGCCUUUGCCAGUUUGCAUCUCGUCCAUCCUCUCAACGUACCCUUCCGGUUUCAAUACCUGUACUACCACAUCCUCCACGCCACAUGGAAAUCGAUUUUCGCGGGUAUUUUCGUGCUCACGGGCGCCGUAACCAUAACGUUCGCGUGUCUCCAUUGGCUGCACUUUCCUCGGGGUCUGUUUAUCACGGAUGAUAUGCUUCCGCCACGGAAUUCCGCGUUUGAGCUGUGCUUUUACCUGAGUGUGCACACGUUUUCGACCAUCGGGUACGGGACCAUCGCCCCAGCCCCAGGGGAUAACUACCACAACGCCCUUGUGGCUGUGGAAGCCAUGCUUGGGCUCACCGUUGCCACGAUUCUUACGGGUAUCUUCUGGUCCAAAUUUGCGCUUCCGCAGGCGCAUGUUCGAUUCUCUCCAAAGAUGGCCGUAUCCACGUACCACGCCCAUCGAUGCCUAGUAUUCCGUGCAGUGAACACCCGCAAUGUGGGCGACAUCCAGCUGUGCCAAUUCAAAUUGGGCGCGUUUUUCACCGACCGCCGCGGCGCGAGGCGGAUGCACGACCUGCCGCUGGUCCAGCCCACAUGGCCCAGUAUCAACAUGCCCGUGACCUUGAUCCAUGUGCUGGAUGCAUCGUCUCCGCUAUAUAAACACGACGACGACGCUCUGAGUGCCACGUCAUUGCUGGGUCUGUUCUCAGGCUUCGACUCGACAUUUUGCGAAACCGUCUACUCGAGGCAUAUUUACACCACGUACGAGUUUGGCAAACCGAUGGUGGACGACGCGGUGAUGUUGACCCCCGACGGCGUCAGUUGGGGCGAUCGCGAUAUGAUGUAACCAAACAAACACACAUUCCGAGAACGUAGUGAAUGACCCCCGACGGCGUCAGUUGGGGCGAUCGCGAUAUGAUGUAACCAAACAAACACACAUUCCGAGAACGUAGUGAAUGA